Messenger RNA from Saccoglossus kowalevskii, 573 nucleotides. RefSeq names its product carbohydrate sulfotransferase 11-like. Gene Ontology annotation, molecular function: sulfotransferase activity. The record is from RefSeq and is a predicted model, not a curated record. Gene Ontology annotation, cellular component: membrane. NCBI's taxonomy places the organism in Eukaryota, Metazoa, Hemichordata, Enteropneusta, Harrimaniidae. Gene Ontology annotation, biological process: carbohydrate biosynthetic process.
AUGUACGGAUAUAGAAUGCUGAACAUCACGUUAAAUAAGACCAUAGAAGAAUUAGAAGAAUAUAAAAAGGCAAUAUUUUUCCGGGAACCUCUGGAACGACUUGUUUCUUACUACUAUGGCAUUAUGCAUUACACAUCAGGAUAUUCGGCUAAUAAUAAAAAGUUCGAAAACCUCAUUAUUAGAAGUGGAAUCCGAAAUCAUAGUGUGAUGCAUAGCAAACCUAAGGGAGAUAUUUACAAUAUUACAUUCUCGGAGUUUGCCCAGAUGCUUCUUUUUUACAAAGCAAAUGCCAGUAUUCCAAGUGCUGGUCACUAUCAAAGAGUGGGGUAUAAAUUAUGCCUUCACGAUUAUGACUUUAUUGGGCACUUUGAGACUCUUUCUGAUGACUCUGAAUGUUUUCUCAAGCUAAUCAAUAUCGCCGAUCAAUACAGUUUUCCAAAAAUACAUAUACAGAAGGGCAACAUCAGAUUCAAUGAAUCAUUGAAAAGUUUGCCCCGAAACGUUCUCAGAGAUUUAAUCGAUUUUUAUCGAUUGGAUGAUAACAUUCUUGGGUAUAAAAUUCCUAAAUUUUAA